AUGCAUCUAAAGAAUGUAGAAAGAACAUAUGCAGAAACAAAAAGUGACUUGACUAAAGUUCAGCUUUCUCAAAAGAUCGAACCAUCCAGAAUUGCUAAGGCAAGCGAUAGUAUCAUCCUUUGUGCCAGUGAUGUGGACAAGGUUAUCUAUUCCAUUACAUUAGGGAUGGAUGGAGUGGCAGUUAAAGGCAAUGUUACAGUUUUGACAAAAUACUCAGCCUCUUGCACAGAAGCAGUGUCUAUGUGCCUUAACAAUAACAUCCUUUAUCUGUCUCACAAGGGCAACCCAGGCGGAAUCUUAAGUAUUGCAAUGUCAACACUCGAGGAAACCGUGAUCGUACAAAACGGAACUGUAGAAUGCAGUGAAAGCGCACACGUGGCCUCGUAUCUCGCUGGUAUAGUUUAUGUGGACAUUGGAAGCCUGCAAAUAAAGACGAAGAUCUGUGGUGAGGAGGCCUUAGUUAUUGCUGGCACAGGAAAGCAAGGCAAUUCGAAUGGAAAGGGAGACCAAGCAACAUUUGCGCAGCCUAUGUGCAUAUGUGUGGAGCACGAUAAGAACAUAUUCAUCACCGAUGCUCAAAUAGGCUCUGUGAAGCUAAUUACCUCAAUAAAAGGCAUUGUAAAGUAUUUAGGCCAUCUUGGUCUCCUGUAUAAAGCCUUUUCUGUUCAUAUGAAACAUCAGACUGUACCAAUGCGUUCCCUACCACAAGCAAUCGAGCUUCUGGAAGAACUUGACAGUUACUUGGAAACAACAACAGAAAAAGCGUUGUCGCAUAGCAACGAUGUAAACGAUGCCAGCACAGGUAAACCAAGCGGUUCUCAAGGAACUAUUUCUAAUCAGACAAAGCGUUCGGUUAACAUGAUAUUAAAUGGACUGAAAGAUCUGGAGGCGUUAGUUAAAGAACAUAACCCAAGCUUCGCCAUUGAUCUGUACUCUUGUCUAACAGUUCAGGUUGAAAACCUACACGCAGUUGGUCAUUUCAAGGACCAGUUUCCUACCCUUUUGCAGUACGCACGGAAUCUGGCAAAUACCGUAUACGAAAGCAUUAAGCGUGUAGUACCCUGGAGUGCCUACUACUUCACACAUGAUAAAUCAUAAUAUCCCGUGUUGCGCCAGAGCACUCCACUAAAUGCCAUUCCGAAGCUGGAGCAUCUUAAGGCAAAAAGGGAGUUAAAUGGGCAGGAAAAAGACCUCAUGAUUGAGUGGGCGACAAAUAAUGGGAGGGCUGCACGACAGAGAAGUGUGAGACAAGAGACCACCAUGUUCAAGGCCGGAACAUUGCCGUUAAACAUGUACAGAACAUCAGACUAUGCUAAAGAUAAAGUCUCAUUCAGCCCUAACACUGUCAAAGAGGAGACUGUUACUUCUGCUACGACCGUUACGACUGUUACGCCUUCUACAUCGCACGAGGCCAUUGAAGAUGUUCAAGUAGUAGAGGAAGCCGAGGUAGAAGAGGAGGAAGAGUAUGACACUGACUCAGACGCUGAAUAUCCUAUUGCUGACAAUUACGAGGUAGAUUCUUUAGACGAUUUGUUGUUUCUUCGGGCAGUUACAAAGCGAAGUGGACGAAUGGUCAGAGUCGUCCAUCGAGAGUGA
This is a messenger RNA of Porites lobata, 1596 nucleotides long. The record is from the annotation of a GenBank genome assembly. NCBI's taxonomy places the organism in Eukaryota, Metazoa, Cnidaria, Anthozoa, Scleractinia, Poritidae.